This is a messenger RNA of Symbiodinium sp. CCMP2592, 456 nucleotides long. The record is from the annotation of a GenBank genome assembly. Lineage: Eukaryota; Dinophyceae; Suessiales; Symbiodiniaceae.
AUGCGGGCCGCAGUACGAGGACUCUCGGCCUUGGCGUGGCUUCAAGCAGUGCUAGCGGCGCCGAAGACGGGGAAGGGUUCAGGAAGCAGCAUGGAGGACUUGCAAGCGUUUGCAGACAAAUUCAAAGGUACAGAAAAUGAUCCGCAAGCAGCCGCGUCGGCGCUGAACAGUCUGGACCCGACCACUUUAGGCAACUCCAUGGCAGACUUGAUGGUGAACGCGAUGGACAAGGAUGGAGACGGAAUCCUCACUGAGACAGAGAUUGCCAGUGUCUCGGCGCCGCCGGGUGCUGAUGGAGACACACUCCAAAAAGCAAAGGACAUGUUCAAGCAGAUGGACAAAAAUGGCGACGAGCAGGUCACCAGAAAAGAGGCGCAAGCUUACUUCCAGCAGCUUGGCAACACCCUGAAAGGAAUGACCGGCAUGAUGGGCGGACAAGCUUCAUCAGAGCUGUGA